Messenger RNA from Impatiens glandulifera, 2344 nucleotides. Its product is annotated as serine/threonine protein phosphatase 2A 57 kDa regulatory subunit B' kappa isoform-like. Gene Ontology annotation, biological process: signal transduction. Gene Ontology annotation, molecular function: protein phosphatase regulator activity. The transcript is spliced from 2 exons. Bases 377 to 1915 code for a protein of 512 amino acids. NCBI's taxonomy places the organism in Eukaryota, Viridiplantae, Streptophyta, Magnoliopsida, Ericales, Balsaminaceae. Gene Ontology annotation, cellular component: protein phosphatase type 2A complex. The record is from RefSeq and is a predicted model, not a curated record.
AAGAAGAUGAGAAAAAAAUCGUGUCUUUCUCUCUCAAGAUCGAUCGGCGAAUCCUUUUCCAUGGAGAAAUUUAUUAAUAAUUUUUCUACAACUGGAGAAAUGAUUGAUCUAUUGGAGAAGAUGAUCAAAUCCUUUUGCAGAGCUCCGUAAUCUCCUUCUUUCUCUAUCUAUCUAUCUAUCUAUCAAUAUACUCAGGAUUUCAUUAUUGUUAUAAUUGAUCCACCUUUCAUCGGUUUAAGAACAUCCAAUCUUCGAAUGCUUGCAAUUGAUUGAACCUACUACUUCAAGGCGUUGAUUCGGAGAAAACUCGGCAAUGACAGAGUUCUAGGGUUUCACCGUUGGACAAAAUUGGUAAGCUGAAUCCACAUUAUCGAAAAUGUUGAAGCAAAUUCUAAGCAAAAUCCCUAGGAAAUCAUCAAAAUCGGAUUCAAUUGGUUCACCGAGAAGAGAUUCAUCUGCCCGCGGCAGUCAGGUUUCUUCCAAUUUGCAGCGAACGACAAGCGGUACUGUGUUUUCGUCGCGAACAGCAAAUGUAGUCAAACGGAUCGCGAACGGGACUGUUUUCCCUGCAGCCGGCGUGGGAGUUGUUGAGCCUCCUCCUCCAUUAUUAUUAUUAUCGUUCAAAGAUGUACCAAGUUCAGAGAGAAUCAACCUGUUCAUCAGUAAGCUAAAUCACUGCUCUGUAGUUUUUGAUUUCAAUGAUCCAAGCAAAUGUAUACAGGAGAAAGAACAUAAACGUGUAAUUCUCAUAGAUCUCGUAGAUUUCGUUGCUUCUAAUCCUCCUAAAUUCACAGAACAAGCAAUCAUCUCCAUGUGUAAAAUGACUGCAAAUAAUCUGUUUAGGUCUUUUCCUCAUAACAACAUUAGGUCUGCUACUACUAUCAUUGAGUUAGAAGACGAUGAACCCAAGUUUGAUCCUGCAUGGUCCCAUUUACAAUUGACAUACGAACUAUUACUAAAGUUCAUCACAUCACCAUCUCUAGAAGCAAAAGUUGCAAAGAGGUACAUAAAUCAUUCAUUCAUCUCUAAACUGCUAGACCUUUUCGAUUCCGAAGAUCCAAGAGAAAGAGAAUGCUUAAAAACAAUUCUCCACAGAAUCUACGGGAAAUUUAUGAUCCACAGGCCUUUCCUCAGGAAGAGUAUGAGCAAUGUGUUCUAUAGGUUCGUGUUCGAAACAGGGAGUCGACAUUACGGAAUUGCAGAGCUUCUGGAGAUUUUAGGGAGUGUAAUUAGCGGAUUUGCUCUACCAUUAAAGGAAGAACAUAAGAUCUUCUUUACUAGAGCAUUGAUUCCUUUGCAUAAGCCGAAAUGUCUGGGGGUUUACUUUCAACAAUUGUCGUACUGUAUUACUCAGUUCAUUGAAAAGGAACCGAAAAUGGCGAGUAUUGUGAUAAGGGGGUUGUUGAAACACUGGCCGAUUACAAGUACUCAAAAGGAGGUGCUUUUAUUGGGUGAGAUUGAAGAAAUCUUGGAAGUUAUUAGCAUGGCUGAGUUCGAAAAGGUUAUGGCUCCAUUGUUUUGGCGGAUUGGCUGCUGCAUUAACAGUUGCCACUUUCAGGUGGCGGAAAGAGCUCUGUUUUUCUGGAACAACGAUCAAAUUGUGAACCUUAUUGCACAUAAUCGGCAUGUAAUCUUACCAAUCAUAUUCCCAGCACUCGAGAGAAAUGCUAAAAAUCACUGGAACGAGUCUGUGCUGAACUUGUCCAUGAGUCUAAGAAAGAUGUUCAUCGAUAUGGACGAUUCACUAUUUAUGGACUGCGAAACGUAUUUCAAGGACGAACGAGAGAAGAUAAGCGUAGAAGAGAAUAAACGCAAGGAAAAAUGGGAACGCGUUGAGAAAAUGGCAAAAAUGCAGCCGGUUACAGGUAAAACCGCGGUAAUGGUCACUCCUUUUGCAAAUUCCAUAACAUGUUAAAUGUGGUGGCAUUUGCUUCUUUUUUUCUUUUUCUUUUUUUGGAAGGAUGAAACUCGUCAAUUAAGGAGUCACACUUUCCACUUAUGAAGCAAAACACUCUAACCACGAGCUAUACUAGGUUGGAGGCCUUUCCCUUUGAAGAAGGGACAAAAGGGAAAUAUGUAUUAUCCUUUGUUUUGAAGAGGAAAAUCAUGUUAAAAGCAUGUUGUUGUAACUUUUUCAUUGGUUCUCCCAAUUUUCUAAUGAUAAGUUAGUUAGAGCUUGUUUGAUCUUGGGGUUUAUUGAAAGAUGGAGAAAUGCAAACUCAAAAAAAUACUAAGGUUAUGUUUGGACGUGUAUAGUUGGAAAUAGAAUUGACAUUCUAAUUUUUCAUUUUUGCUACAGAAUUGAAACAUUUAUUAUAUGGAGAAUGUUAGUUUGGCCUUCACA